AUGCAUUAUCCACCAAUAUUACCAGCGCUUCAAAUUCCUGAUAUUCCUUUAAAUAAUAAGAUUGAUUUGUCAUUUUACAAAGAUACUAGUUCCUUCAAAGGAUUUGGCAACGAGAAUCAUGAAUCAAUUG
Molecule: messenger RNA, 130 nt
Organism: Racocetra fulgida
Lineage: Eukaryota; Fungi; Glomeromycota; Glomeromycetes; Diversisporales; Gigasporaceae
Source: the annotation of a GenBank genome assembly